CCUCAGGCAUGCUCGCUCCUCAGUGCGCACACUGACGAGGAGCAAACACCUCAUCUCCUUCAUCCUGCUCCUAUCUGUUCUAUUUCUAUCUCUCCAUCCUCCACUCUCUUUGGAUACCUCACCCCACCUGGCAGGAGGCAUACACCUCCACCUUUCGUCACCUUCCCUGAGAGUUGGAAGCGAUGGCCGGCUGAAGGGUCCACUUGUCACCGCUCAUCUAAGCCGAGGAGGAGCCGCCAGCUGUGGGACACGCGCCAUGGAUGUACCGCUACCCUGACAGUGGAGGGAGAAGAAGAAAAGUGGGACUUUGGUUCUCUUCUCUUCUGAAGAUGGACACGGCUUGAGGGUUGUGCUAGAACAGGAGCAUUUGGGUCGGAACCACAGCCAGGAGAGGAAAUAAUAAUGCACAGAGUGUGGAUCCUCCUUGUUCUCAUAGAAGAGGGCCUCGCUUUGGCACAGAGAACCAAAGACUCCCUGAGCGAUCAUGGCGGCCAGCAGAGCCCCAGCCAGAACGAGUGCGGGACGUGGGUCCGCAACAUCAACGGCGGCGUGUUCACCUCGCCAAACUACCCCAAAACGUACCCGCCCAACAAGGAGUGUGUCUACAUCCUGGAAGCGCUCCCCAGGCAGCGCAUCCAGCUGGCCUUCGACAAGAACUACUACAUCGAGCCGUCCUUCGAGUGUCGCUUCGACCACAUCGAAAUCCGCGACGGCCCCUUUGGCUUCUCGCCGCUCAUGGAGCGCUUCUGCGGCGGCAAGAACCCGGGCAUGGUCACGUCCACCGGCCGCUUCAUGUGGAUCAAGUUCACCAGCGACGAGGAGCUGGAGGGUCUGGGCUUCAGGAUCAAGUACACCUUCGUUGCAGACCCUGACUUCCAUCUGCAUGUGGGCGGACUGUUAAAUCCAAUCCCAGACUGUCAGUUUGAGCUCGGCGGCUAUGACGGCAUCAUCCGCUCCAGUCAGGUGGAAGAGGCCAAGCGAGUGAAGCCUGGAGACGCUCUGGAUUGUAUCUGGACCAUCAGGGCCCCGCCCCAGUCCAAGAUCUACCUGCGCUUCAUGGAGUACCAGAUGGAGCACUCCAACGAGUGCAAGAAGAACUUUGUCGCCAUCUACGACGGCAGCAGCGCCAUCGAGAACCUGAAGGCCAAGUUCUGCAGCACGGUGGCCAACGACGUCAUGCUGGAGAACGGCGUGGGCGUGGUGCGCAUGUGGGCCGACGAGAAGAGCAGACUCAGCCGCUUCCGCAUGCUCUUCACCUCCUUUGUGGACCCUCCCUGCUCAGCCAACACCUUCUUCUGCCACAGCAACAUGUGCAUCAACAACUCACUGGUGUGCAACGGCGUCCAGAACUGCGUGUACCCGUGGGAUGAAAAUCACUGCAAAGAGAAGCGAUCGAGGGGUCUCUUCCAUCAGAUCACCAAGACCCACGGCACGGUCAUUGGGGUCUCGUCCGGGAUAGUCCUGGUCCUUCUCAUCAUCUCCAUCCUGGUCCAAAUGAAGCAGCCCAGGAAAAAGGUCGUGGCCCGCCGGCCCGGCGUCUUCAACAAGGCGGGCCUCCAGGAGGUCUUCGACCCGCCGCACUACGAGCUCUUCUCCUUGCGUGACAAGGAGAUGUCGUCAGACAUGGCCGACCUGUCCGAGGAGAUGGACAGCUUCCACAAGGUGCGGCGCUCAUCCACCAUGUCGCGCUGUGUCCACGAGCACCACUGCGGCUCGCAGGGCUCGGUGGCAACGGGCGGCGGCAGCAUGAAGCACAGCCGCACCACCCUGAGCUCCAUGGAGCUGUCCUACCACAACGACUUCUCCAAGCCACCGCCCAUGAAGACCUUCAACUCCACCGGCACCUACAAGAAGAGCUGCUACGGCUACAAGCAGCACUCACAGACUCACGACUGCGACCAGCAGGUCAUCGAGGACCACGUCACCGAGGAGAUUCCCUGCGAGAUCUAUGGGCGAGGGGGAGCCACAGGCGGCAUUGGAGCGUCCGGCAUCGCGGGAGGAGGCAUCGGAGGAGCGGUUGGGAUCACAGGAGGAGUGGCCAUGGCCGGAGGAAUGGGCAUGGCAGGGGGGAUGGCGAUGGCGGGGCCCAGCGGCAUCGCAGGGGGCAUCGGCGGCGGGAUGGCGGGAGCCUGCGGCACCCUCACCAUCCGCGGGAACAGCUCUCGUAACAGCACCUCCGUGGUUGACCCCCAGCAGCGCUCCAUGUCCAUGGAUUUCUAGAUCUUCUCUUUGUGGAAAGCGGGACAUUCGCCGUCCUCAGAGACGACUACAAUGAAUCCAUGCAGAGACUUUCUCGACUUUUUACAUCCACUCACCUGCCAUGCACAAAUAUAUGACAUAUAUAAAUGUGUAUAUAUAUAUAUAUAUAUAUAGCGUGUCCUUCUAAUAAUUUAUUUCUUUAACUUUUUUGUCCGUGUUCCCUUAACUGUUGCAACCAACACUCAACAGCAGCCUCGUCACCAACGCUUGGCUUUUUUAACUCCCCUCAGAUGGUUGCUAGGUGGAUUUUACAACAAAAACAUGAAAAUCCUGGGCUCCCCGAAUGCCACAUUGCAACUUCACAGUGCUUUACCACAUACAGCCCGCUUUCUCUGGCCCCUAACAGCCGGUGGAUUCGUAAAAUUCGCACCCUUUCGCUUGGUAAAGCAACAAAACGCACGACGUGGCUCUCUCCUAUUAUCGGUGGCAAGAAUGUAAACAGGAAGAUGGUUUGGUUUCGGCACUAUAGACACAGUGCUAACAAACACAGCGACGGAAGGAGUUAAAUGUUGCUAACUUUAAUAACAACGUGGACAAUCUAGCAAUGAAUAGAGUGCACUUUAAGAGGAGGUGAUCCUUGUUUACAUGCUAACCGUAUACAUGCGAACUCAAACACGUGUUGCCAAGUCUCAUCUCAUACCUGACCAAGGCUCCAAGAGGGGAAAACUAAGUAGAGUUAAAGUAAAACGGACUAAAGUGCGCUAGCGCCCUCUUUUGGCUCUCGCCUGAGGACCGCAGUGUUACUGCAAGAGCAAACAACAUGGCUCGAAUGGUCUUCAUCGCACAAAUUGUACCUUUUAAGCUUUGCAGGACUGGACUCGGGAUGAGCACACCAAGAGACUCUUAUUUUGGUAAGAAAUAGAAACAUUUAUAAUGAAGGUAAUAUGAAGUGUUAUGAACAUUAUACUCCCCGCCUUGCCCCAAAAGAAGCUGUUCUUUUUGGAAUAUUCCCCCUUGUAAAAUGUAAAACAAGCACAACUCGCUUCCCAAGAGACAACGGGGCUCGUGAUGAUGACGACUUAACCACUGGUUGUAUUUCAUUCUGUUGGAUUAAAAAAGAAUUUACUCACCAAGCUG
Dunckerocampus dactyliophorus (ringed pipefish) is the source of this 3336-nucleotide messenger RNA. Its product is annotated as neuropilin and tolloid-like protein 2. Gene Ontology annotation, molecular function: protein binding. The coding region runs from base 403 to 2220 and encodes 605 amino acids. Lineage: Eukaryota; Metazoa; Chordata; Actinopteri; Syngnathiformes; Syngnathidae. The record is from RefSeq and is a predicted model, not a curated record. The transcript has 10 exons.